CUGGGUGUGGACUGCCUUGUAUAAUUAACUGCACAGCUGUAGCUUCUGAUCCCUGGUAACGUCUGUUUCUUUUCUUUCUCCCUGCAUCUACCUAGCAUAAUCCAAGUGUUCUCCUCCUCCUUGCAGGAGCGCCAGGUGCGUCACUUGGGCAGAAACUUUCCUGCAUUCCACCGUCAUUCUUCGCUGAGACAGCAACCGAGCAGACAUACCUAGACAUACAGGGUUGGGAGACUGGAACUGGACAAGACUGAGCAGUGAAGCCAAUUAGCCCUGUUCUGACAAUGGAAACGGGGAGUGCAGCAAGGACAAACGGUACCACUGGGAAGCCAGAGGAUGUGAAGAGUCCAUCUGCCCCCAAAAAAGAAGAAGAAGUGAAGAAGACCACAAACCCUGGUGGAGGUGAGAAGGAAGCUAUGAAGGGCACUGGCAGUGCUUCUUUGGAGACAGGGCAAAUCAAGAGCUCCCUCUUCUCUGGGAGUGACUGGAAGAGGCCCAUCAUUCAGUUUGUGGAGUCGUCCGAUGAGAAGAGAUCUUAUUUCAGCAUGGAUUCAGCAGAUUCAAAGAAGAUGCAAUAUGCCAGUGGACAGAUAGGAGAUAUGAGGAGACCACCCCUCUCCUUUGCAGAGAAAGGUGAUCUCAGGAAGUCCCUCUUCUCCUUGGAUUCCAAAAAGAGCUUCCUGCCUAGUGAAGGGGAAGGGAGGAAGUCGUUGUUCUCUGGGGGCCAGAUGGGGGACCUGAAGAAAACUUCCCUUCCUCUGGUGGAGACAGGGGACCUGAGAAGAUCCACCUUCAACAAGCCUGACAGAGCAGCUGGGUCACGGCCCAGGGUGAAGCUUGAGGAUGUUCUAUGUGAUUCCUGCAUCGAUAACAAGCAGAAGGCUGUGAAAUCCUGCUUGGUGUGCCAGGCUUCGUUCUGUGAGCUGCACCUCAAGCCCCAUCUGGAGGGAGCAGCUUUCCGGGACCACCAGCUCCUGGACCCCAUCAGGGACUUUGAAGCAAGAAAAUGCCCUGUGCAUGGGAAGACCAUGGAGCUGUUCUGUCAGACAGACCAGAUGUGCAUCUGCUAUCUCUGCAUGUUCCAAGAGCACAAGAACCACAGCACAGUGACAGUGGAGAUUGAGAAAGCAGGAAAAGAGGCUGAGCUUUCACUGCAGAAAGAGCAACUGCAGCUGAAGAUCAUUGAGGUAGAAGAUGAAAUGGAUAAGUGGCAAAAGGAGAGGGACCGUAUUAAGAACUACACCACCAAUGAGAAAGCCACAGUGGACCAGCAUUUCAAAGAGCUGAUCCGUGACCUGGAGAGGCAGAGGGAUGAAGUGAAGGCUGCCCUGGACCAGAGGGAAAAGAUUGCAUCAGAGAACGUGAAAGAAAUUGUGGAUGAGCUGGAAGAGAGGGCAAAGCUUCUGCGAGAGGACAAGGAGAACAGGGAGCAGAUCCACCAGAUCAGUGACUCUGUGCUCUUCCUGCAGGAGUUUGGGGCUUUGAUGAGGAAUUACGUCCCCCCUCCAUCUCUCCCAACAUACAGUGUGCUGCUUGAAGGGGAGAGCAUGAGCCCAUCUAUGGGACUCCUCAGAGAUGACCUCCUGAACGUCUGUAUGAGGCAUGUGGAGAAGAUCUGUAAGGCAGACCUUGGCCGCAACUUCAUAGAGAGGAACCAUAUGGAGAAUGGUGACCAUCGGUACAUGAUGAACAACUAUGAGUGGAACCAGCCUGACAACUUGAAGAGAUUUUCCAUGUUCCUGUCUCCCAAAGCCAGUUUCAACCCACGAUCAUGGGAAUUUUCCUCCUUCCAAGCGACUGAGGAAACACUUGUAGGCAAUGGUACUAAGCUGCCUUUUCAGUUCUCCUCGGUGGGACAGAAUCCGCCCGGUGACUUCAGCAAACAGUCUGACGGAAGCCUCUUCACUAAGACCGCUUAUCCUUCAAUAGUGAGACAUCAGUCUGCAAAGGUGACGCCACAGACAUGGAAAUCCUCUAAGCAGUCUGUAUUGUCACAUUACCGCCCCUUUUACGUCAACAAAGGCAAUGGAGCCACUUCCAACGAGGCACCUUGAUUCCUGAAGAUUUAGGGAAGAGCUGGCAGCACUUGGAGUGAAGACUCAGCUGUGGAUUUUCAUGGAUGUACCUGCUACUACAUUAACCUUACUGCUCUAAUCUCUGCCAGGGAGAGGGAAGGUGCAGAAGGGAAUAGCCUUUACUAGAGGAAACAAGGACUUUUUCCAAAUCACCUUGAAAGUUCUGCAGGCCUUAACAACAUAACCCCAUCCUCUGCUGUCACCUCUUUAUUCCCUCUCUGUCAAUGCCCUUCACUUUGCUUCUGCAGAGCAAGCUGCUCUGCUUCUCCUGGGAAGCAUGCAUGCUUGGGUAGCACCCCCCCCCCCGACUCUGCUAUAUCAGUUGCCUCACUGUCCUGAGUGUGUUUAUAUGACCAUAGCUGUUAAAUCCUGGUGAAGGUCCCAAGCUGGGGGGGGCCCAAAGGUCUUCCUAGAAUGGAAAGGUUCCAGCCAGCCCCUAGGAGCAGUGACAGGAUAAAGCCCCUCCCAUGCCUCUCUACCCUGUCACCCAGCCCUGCCUGGGAUGGGGACACACAGAUCUCACUGGGGUCAGGGCCCACGCUUCCACCUCCCUGAGAUCCCUGCAGACAUCCCCCCAGCCCAUGCCCGUGGCAGCACGCUUCCUCAGGGCCCUUUGUCAGCUCCGUUCUGCUCCUGCUGCCUUCUAAAAAGCCAGCCAACAGGACCUAUUCGGAGCUGCAACAGCCCAAGGCCAGCUGCUGGUGGAGGAAAGAGAGGCUUUCUAUCCCAUUAAAGUACCCCUCCAGCCACCUUUUCAAAUUAAAAAAUGAAAAGAAAAUCCAUCCUACUAAAAUAAGAUUGAUUAGAUGCCAUAGGUGUUGGGUGCUUCUGUGUUUUGUUUUGUGGUUGUUUUUUUAAUUCCCCUAAAUGAAAAUUGAGUUAUGUAUUGUGGUUCAGGUAUUUUAUUUUUUUUUUGCAGUGGGCAAUGAGAAUUAGAACCAUAGCUUUCUGCUCAGGAUAAUAUUUUUUUAUUUGUACCCUGGACAGACAAAUCACAUCAGCACCCAGCCUGUAAACCACCCAUGAUUGGUUAACCUUUCCAUGAUCUCACUGAGAUUAUUUUCCUUCCCCUUGAACAAUGCUGAGAGGUUCAGUCCAUGCUGUGCAAAAACCUCCCCAGCCAGUCAAUGGGAGCAGAUGACCCGCUGCAGGAUCAGAGCCCUCAAAUGGUGAUAGGCAGCUGCAGAGCAGAGAACCGAGACCUAACAGCUACUCUUCAUGGUUUGCUCUGUUCAAGUGGUUUUUUGAAUGGCUUCCUUCCACCUUUCCUACCCCCAAAUGCUUGCAACACCUUGCUGAGAGAGGUCACGCCUAUCCCUCCCUGACGAUUACUUUUUUGCUAAUCCCUGUGCAAAGAUACGCACUGCUUUUUAAUCCAACACCUCGACAAAGCUUCUGAGGCUGAAAGUUGGCUGCUCCAGAUUACAUGAAAUGGAAUUUAUUUUAUAAUUUUUUUUUUUUUUCCUUAAUGACCAGAGGGUAAUGGGAUAGCAUGGUAAGGAAGGAUGUGAAGAAAGGGAAACUGGGAUAGAGUUGCUAGGAAAUACACUGAGGGAUUUGAGUAUGUGUGUGAAAGGAUAAACUAAGCCCCCCACCCCAAUCUCACUGUUUUGCCCCCGCACAGCGUCCAGUAAUCACUUGGGUCCCUUAUGUUCCAGUAAAAGCUUCCACCGUCUUCUACUUUCCAAAAUGUGGGCAUGAUCCCUCCUCCUCUGAAACUUGGAUAUUAAAAUCCCCCCCUUCUUUCCUGCCCUAAAGAAGGCCUGCUGCAGUGCCAGCCGGCAUCUGCACUGCCCCUCGCCCAGCAUACGAGUGACCGACCGGUCUGAGGGAGCAAGUGUCCCCUUCCUCCCACUGUCCCCCCCCACCGGCUCUGCCCUUCCCCACCUCUGCAGCCCCCACAGCCUGUUUGCUCCCCUUCCUCUCCUCACUUCCAGGGCCUCACUCAGACCUCACACACACGACUUUUCACACCAGCACACUCUGGCAGCGGGAACGGAGCUUCUCCCCGUUUGUGUUAGUCUUGGAGGAUGCCAGGCCUCCCCCUUCCAGCCCCGCUGGUCUCCCCACAGGCCUCUGCCUCACUGGGGGAGUGCGGGACGGGACACAGCUCUGGCCCCGCUCUGCCUUGCAGUCCCAGGGAACUAGCUUUGAGGUGUAUUGUGCAUGAACUGUUUUUGUCGUGUUUGUCUUGAUCAGCAAAGCAAGAGGAAUUCCACCUCCUCAGACAGGACACGACUGCGCUGAUGUAAGUGAGGCCCUUCGCGUGUGCAACACAUACUGCAGAAAUAAAGGAGAAAGCUCCAUGUCUGACCAAAAAA
Molecule: messenger RNA, 4393 nt
Organism: Tyto alba (common barn owl)
Lineage: Eukaryota; Metazoa; Chordata; Aves; Strigiformes; Tytonidae
Gene: TRIM29
Product: tripartite motif containing 29
Exons: 9
Coding region: 282-2051 (589 amino acids)
Molecular function (GO): zinc ion binding
Source: RefSeq, a predicted model, not a curated record